Molecule: messenger RNA, 2417 nt
Organism: Fusarium odoratissimum NRRL 54006
Lineage: Eukaryota; Fungi; Ascomycota; Sordariomycetes; Hypocreales; Nectriaceae
Exons: 5
Coding region: 89-2251 (720 amino acids)
Biological process (GO): DNA-templated transcription; positive regulation of transcription by RNA polymerase II
Cellular component (GO): nucleus
Molecular function (GO): zinc ion binding; DNA-binding transcription factor activity, RNA polymerase II-specific; sequence-specific DNA binding
Source: RefSeq, a predicted model, not a curated record
GUUUCAUCCUCUCUUUUCCGUUCCCUACAGCCUCAGUUUCACCGCAAAAACGAAAACACCUCUGCACGAGUGGAUAGACGUGGCUCCAAUGACUUCAGAGCGCUCCAUACUCCCAACACCGUCAGAAGAUACCAACAGCAUACAUGUAGCGAAGAAGCGGAAAAAGAACGCUGAGAGAGUCAGAGUGACAAGGGCGUGCGAUGGAUGCAAGAAGCGGAAGAUCAAAUGCAAUGGCAUGCAGCCGUGCAAGUUCUGUACCCGGACAAGGGUCUCUUGCACUUUUGACUCGGCUUAUGCGAGAGGUCGUUUGCCGGUGAUACCCUCAGCGGAUGAGGUGGGAGAUGAGAGCAUAACUGUAUCGGCUCAAGAUACAAUGCCUCGGAGCGAGAAUACCAGCCCUACGGAUUUGACGCAGCAAUACAUGGCAGAUGCGACCAACCAGAGUGUAGAGUUGCAAGACUAUGGCAUGUCAUCCCAUCUCAUGGAGCAGAGCGGCACGGGCUCACGGGCUGUAACGUCGGUGCAACAGUCACCUGAGCCCUCUCAAGAGGAUCUUCAGGGUCACUACAUCGGUCCUGCCUCUGGCGUGUCGUUUCUUCUCAGGGUCCAGAAGCGUAUGCAUCAAGCAAUAUCGUUCUCUGGCCCAGGAAGCAUCUUCACUUUCGGUGAUGCACCCCUUCAUAAUCCUGACUAUGAUCCCAACUUUUGUAUGAUGCUUCCCAAAGAGGAUGCUCAGCGCUUGGUUGAUCGUUACUUCGACUUUGCCAUGCCAACCUACCGCUUUCUACACCGACCCACGAUUCAAGAAUGGUUCUCUGAGUUUUAUGAGACGUUGGGUACUAUGCGUGAUCCGAAUAAUUCUGCCGCUAAAGUCGCUUUACUCUUCAUGAUCUUAGCCCAUGCUAGGGUCUACAUGCCUGAGAACGACAGACCAGGGCCCUCGGAUCUGAGCUCACGGUAUUACUUGGCAGCUGAGCAUCAACUCUCGAAAGAGAGUGGUUCCAUACGACUCACUAGCGUUCAGGCUCGUCUUCUGCAGUGCUACUACCUCGGAACUCAGUCCCGUGUCAACCAUUGCUGGAGUCAGUUCGGUAUCGUCACGAACCUAGCCCUUGCUAUCGGGCUGAAUCGAAACAAGCGACCCGGCGUUAUAAGCGGACUGAACCAUAUCGAAGUAGAAAGUCGUCGAAGAACCUUUUGGUGCGCUUAUACUCUCGAUGCAUAUCUCAGUGUAUCUCUAGGUAGACCGCGUAACUUUCAUGAUGACGAUAUCGAUACAGAGCUUCCAGCUUGUGUCGACGAUAAUGACAUAACCAAGGAUCAUAUCAAUCUUGCUGGCUCAACUAAGGGCUACUCGGUUAUGCUUGCCCCUCUUGGACAUAUGAAGCUCGCUCGCAUCAUCGGCCAGAUCCUGCGGGGCCUUUACUCAGUCAAGCCUAUCUCGAUCUCCAAACGCUUAGAGGAGACACAACUCGUCUCAAAAGCUCUCGCAGAUUGGCGAGCUGAAUUCUCCCAGUUUCUCGAUGCCGACUACUUUAGUACAUCAUUUCUCGUCCCAAUCGUUCAACGGCAACGCAACGUUCUAAAUUUGACCUACUGGCAUGCUAUAAUACUCACGCAUCGGCAAGCGGUCCUCAACAACUUUGCACGGAUCUCACGGAAUAGAAGGGGCAGUGAGAACGAUGCUGCAACCCAAGAGAGCGUGCAAAGGUGUCUUGAAGCUGCCAUCCAAACAGUUGGUCUGAUCGAUGAGAUGACCGACAACGGACAGAUGUUCCGGGCAUUCUGGGUUACGGCAUAUUUCGCCUUUACUGCAGCCAUGGUUCUGUAUAUCUACGUAAUCCAGAAAUGGGCAUCACCUCCUGAAACCUACAGCGAAUACUUUACAGCUGCAGCUCGAUGCCAAUCGCACAUGUCAACCAUGGUCGAGAAGGGCUCGUUGUCAGAACGAUAUUGCUUCCUGUUGGAAGAACUACGGGUUGAGGCCUUACGCCAGGUGAAUCGGAUGCAUCCCAACGUGUUUGCUAGCCUGGAGGGGCAUGCACAAGACAACGCUUUCCAGUCCAAUGUUAUACCGAUGGACACACCGAGCGACAAGACUUCUUAUACGGAUCUAAUGGGAGAGAAUGGGUUGGACUUUAAUGGCAUGUCUGGUGUUGACUUUUCAGGCUGGGGUCAAUUUGCAUCUAUGGUUUCGUCGGGCUUGGGUAACCUGGAUGCUUUCCUUGAUGAUGAGGUCUUUCGGCUUUAGAAGCAAUUGUAAUACAUAAGCUUGGCAUUCGGCCUCUAAUGGACCGAGUAAUGUUACCCUUUCAGUAUAAUAUUUAAUCAUGGAAUCUUGCCAAUCAGCGGGCUUGACGGAUAUGACCUUACCUUUUCCAGCCAUCGGAUCUAAAGCCGAAGCAGCAUCGGAAAAC